This is a messenger RNA of Fusarium subglutinans, 819 nucleotides long. RefSeq lists its product as uncharacterized. NCBI's taxonomy places the organism in Eukaryota, Fungi, Ascomycota, Sordariomycetes, Hypocreales, Nectriaceae. Bases 1 to 819 code for a protein of 272 amino acids. The record is from RefSeq and is a predicted model, not a curated record. The transcript has 3 exons.
AUGUCUCUUUCGAGACGCACCGAUGCCGCCUCCAAGUUUACGUCUUCGGGAAGAUAUACCCCAGAGGCUAUGAUAGUCAUAACCUGUGCCACUAUUUCGCUGUACAAUGGCAUCGAGCUGCUUCUCCUUAUCUUGACAUCAUCCAGGCGGCAUAACGACCUCUUCUCCUGGAGCCUUGCUGUGGCUUCCAUUGGUGUGCUGCCGUAUGCGAGUGGCUGGCUGGUCCGCUAUUUCGAUGUUAUAGGGGAUGUUACCAACAUGCUCAUCAACAACAUUGGCUGGAUACUCCUGACUACCGGCCAAGCUCUCGUUCUAUAUUCUCGACUCAACUUGCUCGUCAAAAGCAUCACCAUUUUGAAGGUUACGAAAUGGCAAAAGCUCGACCGCAACGGCGCAUUCAUCAAGGUUCAAAAGGCUCAGCUGGCAUUCUUUUGUGCUCAAGAUUUCUUACUUUCAGGUCUUUACAUUUGGAAAAUGAUGGAGAUCAUCAGGAGAAGAGAAACUGAAAACCAGACUCCUCGAAUAAUCUGGCACCUGUUUGCUAUUAAUGUGGGAAUCGUGCUAGUCGAUGUUACGCUCCUCGCCGUUAGCUUUACCAACAAUUUCCUGUGGCAACAGGGCAUCAAGGCAGUGACCUACUCGGUGAAACUCAAGGUUGAGUUUGUUAUACUCGGGAAACUCAGCGACUACGUUCACAAAGGAGGUGAAUUAAUCAGUGCCGAACAUCCUGUGUUUGGAUUUGUAGAGAUGGAGCCCGAGCCUCCGUCAAGGAAGCAAUCGACACAACCAUCAGCUGCUCCCGAGGCUACACAUUUAUAA